UGGCGUCACGCUACUACUUUCCACACCCAUUUCGUCAGAAUGUUUCUUUCCUUCUUUGGUUUCGCAAGUAUUGGUGUAAAUUGACUUUAAUAAAUAAUCCUAUUGAAAAAAGAGAAGUUACUUUGUGUAAAAUAUGUUGAAAAUAUGAAUAGAUAUUAUUUAUCUUUUGAGAAGAUAAAGCUAAAAUUUGCAGUGAGUUUUAUUUUGUGAGUGUUACCCAAUACCGUACAACAAGGACAAAACGAGCUCGAUAACUGCACAUCAAAAUGGCUGCUACUGGGAAUAAAUUGCAAAAUUUGAACUUCGACAAAAUAUGUCGUGCUUGUUUGGAAAUAAAAAAGGACAUGCGACCAUUGUUUGAACAAUUAACUGCGACGAUGCUAAUGGGAAUAUCAAAAGUGCAGGUGGCUGUGGGAGACGGUCUGCCCUCUCAGCUGUGUCUGCAGUGCGUUCACCAGAUCUCUCGUUGCAACGCCUUCAAGGACAUGGUUGAGAGAAACGACGCCACCCUGCGGCAACAAGCCAAAGUUAAGGCAGAGAUGGCGCUCAAAGAGAGGGAAGAGAAAGAAAAAUUACUGAACCUAAAUUGUCCAGAGCCCGCUUUCAUCCAAUAUAUGGAGGUGCCGAUAGUCAACAGCGCUGGACAAAUGCUGGAGAGCUUCUUCGACACGGCACCUGAUGAGAAUGAUAAGUCCAAUGUUAAGGAUAAAGAACAGGAAGAUAAAGAACAAGCCAAUGACACCCAAACGCAGACCAAUCAAGUGUCCAGCACCAAAAGCGACGAAGCCUUGAACUCUGAUGAGGAGAACUACCUCCAACUGGUUGUAUUUCAAGCCACGUCCUCGGUCUCCCCUGGACGUCACGUGUGCAAUCUGUGCCAUAAGGAGUUUAAAAAUGCGAGGUUCCUGAAACAACACAUGAGGUCCCAUUCCAACUGGAUAAAGGCUAAUUGCAAGAAACCCCCCAUGUGCCCGAUUUGUGAGAGGACUUUCAAGGGUCCUGGCAUGCUCAAAAUGCACAUGCGGACACACGAGGAGCGGCCUCCCAAGCAGCCGACAUGUUCCGUCUGCCAGCGCACGUUUCCCACCAAAACAUUACUCUACCGCCAUAGACAAACUCACUUUGAACAGAAAACCCAUCAGUGUACAGUAUGCGAUAAGAGAUUCUUCAGCGGUUACGCUCUGAGAUCUCAUAUGGCGAGGCAUAGGGGUGAAAGGCCCUAUGUUUGUUCCAUGUGCAAUAAGAGCUUCUAUAACCCGACGGAUUUGAAGGUCCACUUCCGCCUUCACACCGGCGAGAAACCACUGAAGUGUUCGGAAUGCAACAAAACCUUCCGCCGCCACUCCACACUGUGCCAGCACAUGAAGAAGCAUCGCGGCAUUCGCAACCACGUGUGCAACGUCUGCAACAAAGGUUUCUACGAGGUCUCCAAGCUGAACGCUCACAUGAGAGUCCACACUGGUAGUUACUUACGUCAUUAUUUUAUUGAGUAUCUUUUACGCUCCACACUGUGCCAGCACAUGAAGAAGCAUCGCGGCAUUCGCAACCACGUGUGCAAUGUCUGCAACAAAGGUUUCUACGAGGUCUCCAAGCUGAACGCGCACAUGAGAGUCCACACUGGCGAGCGUCCAUUCGAGUGUCAAUUCUGCGAGCGUAAAUUCGCCCAGCAGUCCGCCCUGAUCUACCACCGGCGCACGCACACCGGGGAGAAGCCGUACAGCUGCAAGAUGUGCUUCGCCAGGUUCACCACGUCAUCGGCGAGGAAUAAUCACAUGGUCACACAUACUGGGAACAAGAGAUUCAUCUGCCCCAUCUGCAUGAAAGGUUGCACGUCCCGCGCGGAGCUGCGCGUGCACACGAGCAAACACACGGGCGAGAAGUUGUUCGCCUGCGAGAUCUGCGACCAGAGGUUCAGCUCCGCCUCGUAUCUGGCGGUGCACAGGCGGCAUCACACCGGCGAAUACAAGUAUACUUGCGACGUGUGUGGUAAAGGUUUCAUAGAGUCAAGUUCAUACAAAAAGCAUUCGAAAACCCACGAGGUGAAAAACGAAACGGAAUCAUCAAACUCCGAGAACGGCUCGGCAACUAAGUCGGACGCUGAGUCGAAGGCAGCGGCUCAAACGUUAAGUCCAGUCAAUGAAAACCAAGAGGCGAAGAAUAAUUCCGAUGCACCACAAUCGCAAAGUCCACAAGAAACGCCCCAAAAGAGAUAUAAGUGCGGAGUGUGCGUGAAGACUUAUAUGUAUUUGCAUAGUUUGAAGAAACACAUGAUGACUCACAUUCAACAACAACAAGAGCAAAAUCAGCAGCAGCAGCAGCAGCAACAACAACAACAACAGCAGCAGCCGCAACAUCAACAACAACAACAGCAGAUACAGCAAGUGCACGUGCAACAACAACAACAGCAGUUGCAACAACAAGUGCUGCAGGUGGGCAGCGUGCAACAACUCGCAGUGCCUAUACACGCGCAACAACUGCAACAAGCCAUCACUGUUUCUGGAGUGGGCGCGCCUCACUCGUAUCCCGUUAUAUCGUCCGUGCAGUCGCUACAAUUGCAGCAAACUCAGCAACAAGUCAAUACGCAACAACAGCCUCAACAACUCCAAGUUCAAACGAUACAAAUUCAUCCGCAACAUCAACCAAUACAAAUUCAUGCGGUGGGCGUACAGCAAGUUCAACAACAGCAGUUGCAUGUGGCCACCUCCACGUGUCAGACGAUGAUCCCCAAUAUCUUACAGCUGCAGCCGACGGCGGUGGCGGUGCCGGAGCUGGGCGCGGGCGUGGCGCACCGCAUCAUCCUGCAGCCGCAGCAGCCGCACCAGGCCGUCUACACCAUACACCACUGAUCCAACAUCUCACUACAAGUAUACUCAUCUGACGUUAACAACCAUAUGAUAACACUAACCUGAGAUUGAGGCGUUUACUACAUACACCACUAAUUCCACACCACACGGCAAGUUAUGUCACACCCACUACACUUUAUACACCAAAUCUGACAUUAUACCACUAACAUAACAAUAGCUACUUCUCCAUACACCAAUGGGGUCACACAUCAUACAACAAGUCAUAUAUACUUAUAUACUAAUCUGAAACAGGCACAUACAUUACUGAUUCGAUACCACACGACAAGUUAUACAGCCAAAUAUAACACUAACUUAGCUGACAUUAAGUCGGCGGUAAGUAGGUACACUAAUUAACCUAAUAAUAAACCACUAACUUGACACUAGGCAUAGACCACUGCUUUCACAAUACAUACAUAAAACGACGCCGCUUUCUCGAAGGGAUUGGCAGAGAUUAGGUAGGUACAUACCACGAUUCCUGCAUACUUUUUUCGUUUCAUCCACAUCCAUAACUCUUGUCAUACAAGUUCGCCGGUUUCGGGUACUCUUGACCUGACCUUUUUCCAGAGCGUCCCUGAUUUGAUCAGGGUACGUUCGUCUUGGCCUUGCCAUUCCACACACCUACAUCAAGUUAUUAUUAAGAAGAUACUCUAAGCAUUUUCCACAUACACCACAGACCAAACGUAACCCAUCAAGGUCCAAAACUGGUCUGAUAUGACAUCACUACAUCAAAACAAGAUCAGUGGGAUCUUAAACCAUCUACACGUCGUUCACGGUGGUCAGAUCUUCGAUCGAUUACAUAAUAAUAGCACUUACUUAGGUACCUAUUAGAUAAUUCUUUAUUUACUAAAGUUUUAGAAAUACAUGUGUAUUAUUUCUCCUUUCCGAUGAAUCUGUUUUAGGAUUUUUGUAAUCAAUAAGUGUCCAUUUUUAUCUAAGUCAAUACAAUGUCUUAAAACAAAAAAAAAGAACAUUUAAAAAUAAUACAUUUAAUAAUAACUUAGAAUAGAAUGGAUUUAUAUACAAAAUUGGAUACAAUGAAAUGAAAUGUAGUUAGCUCUAGAAACUGUCAAGAUCCUCGCUGUAAGUACUUGGCCCUUGUUAUAAAACAGGUUUUUUUUUAAGAUUAUAUUAUUUAAGUACAGUUUUUGUUCAUUUGUUGUGUAUUUUUAUAGAAGAAAUAAAAAUUAAU
Molecule: messenger RNA, 4032 nt
Organism: Amyelois transitella
Lineage: Eukaryota; Metazoa; Arthropoda; Insecta; Lepidoptera; Pyralidae
Product: zinc finger protein 345
Exons: 14
Coding region: 267-2846 (859 amino acids)
Biological process (GO): regulation of immune system process; negative regulation of transcription by RNA polymerase II; regulation of cytokine production
Cellular component (GO): nucleus
Molecular function (GO): zinc ion binding
Source: RefSeq, a predicted model, not a curated record